GGAAUGACUUCCACAACGUGUCCCUUCUGCUGAAGUGCAUCCAGCUCUACUUCAAGAGCGAUCUCCAGCAGGGGACGAGCUUGUUCAUUGAGCAAGGACUUGUAGAAAAGAUGGUAUCCUGGUUUGAAAGAGCAAGAACAUUUGUGAUCCUCAUUGACCCAACUGAAAAUAGUUUUUUGAUGGUACUUCUGGAAGACUUCUUUGACUCUGCAUUGGUGAUUUGCAAGUGCAGUAACGAAGGGAAGAAGCAGUUGGUGAACUUGUUUCUGCCUGAGCUAGGGCGUCUGGUGACAGAAGCAAGCGUUUGCUGUGCCCUGAGGCAGGAGGCUUUGAGGACUCUCAACUCUAUACUUGAUAGCAUCCCACGUGAGAGCAGGAAGAAACUCCCGCUGUCGGAGGAGGUGUGUUUCCUUACGAAGGAUCUUGCCAAAACAAUGCUGGAGGCUGGUGAUUAUGACCUUCAGGUUGCCCUUUCGGAAGCGCUCUGUAGGCUAACGAUAAAAAAAUGGAGAGAUGACCUUGUUAACCACUGGUUUGAAGAUAAAUAUCUUGCUGAAGCUUUCAAAGAGAUCAAGGAUAAAGAAUUUGAGACGGACUGCAGGAAAUUUCUUAACCAGUUAAAUGAAAGGCUUGGGGAUAAAAGAAGAGUCUAUUCAUUUCCUUGCCUGUCUGCUUUUGCUGACGUGAGCCAGGUGAAGAAGCCAUCAGAUGAGAAGCUGGACAAGUUCUGGAUUGACUUCAACACUGGCAGUCACAGUGUGACUUUUUACAUAGAUAGUACGGAGGGUGUUCUUUGGGACUCUGUAAGGCUGCAGAAAGAAGCAGUCAGCUGUUACAGUCUGAAGGAGGAUGGUGGAGAAAAGAUAGUCAAAAUUUAUAUGAAGAUACCUGCUACUCUUAACAAAACAGAAGUAACGAAAAUCAAGUUACAUUUCAGUGCUGAGUAUGAAAUCUUUAGUAUACUUAAAAAAGUCCUUGGAGAUGAGAAAAUGAUGACAAAUGUGGGUGAGGAGGAGCCCAUCCGCAAUGAGAAGCAAACCAGGCAGAGUGAAGAAGUGACAUCUCAGUCCAGUGAUCUACAGAAGAAAGAUCCUGAAAACUUAGGAAACGUGGAUUCCUUAGCAGAAAACUUGAUCUCACAGCACAACGAGCAGUUAGUGGGCACUGUAGCAGAAACGUCUAACUCUGUUGUCACCGUGACUGCAGUGAACCAGCAGUCUGGCCUGGACGAAGCUGACCAAGGCUCAGCAACCAAGUCCAAAACUCUAUCUCCAAGGAUGGAUAUGAAGUCUAGUGGGAAGCCAUCAGAAGAGAAACUUACAGAAGCAUCAACAACCAAGGUUGGUACCUUGGAAAGGAGAACCAGAAUAAAAGGUUUGGUCAAGCAGAAGACUGGAGGCAGGAAGGACUGCUAUGACUUUGAGGUCUCGGACUCUGCAAGUCAUGAGAAGGUUUCUGAAGCCAAAGAGAAGGCUUUCAGGAAGAAAAAUUAUUCACAAAAUCAGAGUUACAGGAAGCAUCUCUUCUCUGAAAGCAAUAAUGAAAAAUCAAGCAACAGUGAGAGUGAGAAAAGCUGGAUCGUCAACUCCCAGAAAGAGCCACUGCCAACAUCUUUCAACUACACCCGAAAAAGGCGCAGGGUGAGAAGGAAAUUAAAAGUACUUCCAGUGUCAUCUCCAAGCAGCGGCAAUGAAAACCAGAUGGAAGAGCAGAGAACAGCAAGACAAAAAGAUGAAAAGAAAGUGUCAAGGAAAAAACACACAUCCACCUCUAAGGGUGAUGACUUACCUACCGUGGAUCUUGCUGGUGAUGUGCCAUCAGAGGAGCCCACAUGGCAGCUACUGGAUGUGUCUAUGGAGGAGCACUCUGUUGUGGAGAAGGAUGUGACGCAGAAGUUUCGCAAUGUGUCUGGUGAAGAGACAAGAGAAGAAGAAAGCUUUAAGCGGAAGGACUUGGAUGCAUUAAGUGGCACUGUUGUGAAGAAGCCCAGGUUUCUCAGUUCGGAAACCAAGCACUUGUCCUCUGAGUCACCCUCUAAAUCAAAGAAAGUUUUGAACUCAGUUGAGAAGGAAGAGCAGAUGAAGAGAGGUCAGGAGAUGGUUGAUAUGAGCACUGCCUUUUUUUCCAAGAUGCAGCACAAGGAUUUUGGUGAUUCAGGAGUGAUUGCUGUAUUUGAAAGUUUUACCAACCAGCUAAAGCAACUGUUCUGGUCCAGGUACAAAGAGAUGGAGAUGUCUGCACAGAACACGCUGAAGACUUCUGAGAAGAAUGUUUCAGCUCUGCUGAAAGAGAUUCACAAGUGCAGACUGAACAAGCUGGAAGCCUUCAAGAAGAUUGUUGUGGAAGAGCUUGCCAGCCUUGAGAAAGAUACUCAGAUCUUGAGGAACAUGGAGAAGGAUGCAGUGGACUUCUGGAACGCACAGCUGCACAAACUGAAUUCUUUCUGCAACCAGCAGAAGCAAAGAAUUCAGUCUGUUGAUUCAGCCCUGGGUGAGACAGCUGAGAGUUUUGCCAGUACGAUUGUCAACACCACACACCAUGUCUCAAUGAAGACUGCAGUAGAGAAUGGUGUGUUUGUUGUUCCUUCUGACUAGCAGCCCUCUGAUUCACUGGAGUGUUUGAAAAUGCAGAUAAGAUGAUCCUGUGAAGGAGAUGAUAAUCUAUUUUAAAUGGAAAGAAAAAUGGGGAGAGAGAAAAUAACAUUGAUAGUGAGUUUUUGUUGUUAUUUGGUUUAAGAAUAGCUUAUGCUGGUUGAAUUGUUCCAUUUUGACCUGUGUCUGAAAUGUUGUUCCUGCAAAACUGUAAGAUAGGCUCAUUAAAUACUGAAGAAAUAGAAAAUGAACUAAGUAUAGUGACUCAGCCAACAAACUGAUGCACAUGGGCCACUAAGCUCUGGACUGCAGAGAAGAAAGCACAAAUGGAUCUACUGGAUUUUGGCCAUGUGCCUGGCGGCAUUCUGCAGACUAAAGGGCAACAAACCUGGAGCAUUGCAGACAUAAAGGCAAGUGAAACUAGAGAAAUUAUUUCUAAAUCCAGUAUUUAUUGCUUGCUGUACUUUGUAUUCUCCCAGAAGCCAAUGUUAGGAUUAGAUAAGUAACACCAAAGGUCUCUUGAAAUCAUACAGCAGAUGAACUGUGCUAUUUAACAUCAUCCUCUCUUUCAACAAGUUGGUUUCCUAAAUUGCAGUUGCUCUUCACAGCAUUAAAUGCAGCUUGUGACAAACUUCAC
This is a messenger RNA of Centrocercus urophasianus (Greater sage-grouse), 3228 nucleotides long. RefSeq names its product synaptonemal complex protein 2 like (gene SYCP2L). The record is from RefSeq and is a predicted model, not a curated record. Bases 111 to 2594 code for a protein of 827 amino acids. Lineage: Eukaryota; Metazoa; Chordata; Aves; Galliformes; Phasianidae. The transcript is spliced from 32 exons.